CACCACCGGGACGGUGGUGCGUACGGUGACAGUAGCAGAACGCAGCAGUACUACAAUCACUACUGACUACCCGGUAACGUUCGGUAGAAUGCAUGAGUGCUAGACCGCCGUCACCGCGUUCGCACAGGGCCCGAGUACGUGCAAACGCGUCGCGGGGCUGUAUCGGCACGGGUAGAACGGUGACGACGACAACGACUGGCCCGGGUGGGGUGCCAGCGGCUGUGGCUCCCGGGACGAGCGACGAGGACGAGCUGAUGACGAUCAACGAGAACCGGAGUGGUGGCCUUGGCCCCACCAACGAACCGAACGCUUCCAACUCUUCCCUCUCGUCGAAUUCUUCCUCCUCCUCGUCCGAGGCGGGUUCGGUACAUUCGGACGGUGAGCAGAAUUCGGGGCUGCUGCUGCUGGAGGACGGUUCCGGCACAUCUGGCCGUCAUCCGAUGGACGCCAGCACCUGCAACGCCUGCACACUGGCGCUGGAUAACAAUAAUCAGGCGGAACACGAACGGCCACUGGUAAACGGUUGCGAAGAUAUGUGGAGCUGGAACAAGCGCGACCGCUCGAAAGAGGUGUGGCUGAGCCGGUCGGACAAUCGGCGGGUGUACUUCCAUCCGAAUUGGAGCAAAGGUACGGCCGGAAUCCGUGGAACGCGCGUACUAAACAACGGUCGGUAUUACUGGGAAAUCAGCCUGUCGCAGCGUGUCUUCGGUACGAGCAUGAUGUUUGGAAUCGGUACGAAGAAAGCACGCCUACACGUAAACAUGUUCACCAAUCUGCUCGGCGAGGAUCGGAACGGUUGGGGCCUUUCGCAUAAGGGACUCCUUUGGCAUGGUGGUGUCGCGCGUAACUACACCAAACGCUUCAAGGAGAACCAACCGACAAAGAUCGGUCUGCUGUUUGACGGUAUUGCCGGUACGCUGACGUACUACAAGGAUGACGUAUGCCUGGGUAUUGCCUUCCGUGGAUUGAAUGAGGUCCGAGAACCACUUUACCCGAUCGUUUGUUCGACGGCAGCCAAAACGGAAAUGUUACUGUCGGAAACGCGCCGUGACUUUGUCAACCUUCAGGACCGCUGCCGGGCCAUCAUUAUAAAGCACAUUAACACGCGGGACAAGCUGGACCGGUUAGCGUUGCCGUACUUCAUCAAGAACUAUCUAGCGGAAGCGGUCACGGAGAGUAAUGCGACGGUAACGCCACUGGAGCUGCACCUGAUCGAUCAGUACCUUUACUGAGAUCGCUAAGACAAUGGUAGUAGAAUUGCUAUAGACAACCCGCGCCCACCGGUAGCGCUGGGUAGGCUAUUUCAUUGUUAUGUUCUUCUAUUUGUUUUCGUACACGUUGCUUCGUUCCUUACCGAUCAUGCGAAAUAAUGCUUAAGUUGUUAGUAAACCCCGUACCGGCCUGUUUUCGGACAGAGUCUGGACUGUCUCACACUUAUCGUCUAGUCAGCCGCUGGUUCCUUAACGAAUUUAAGCACUUGUUUGUUUUGUAUUGCCUUCCGUUUUAGCAAUUACGUACAGAUCGAGUCCCUCUCGCGGAAGGGUUCGUUUCAAGUUGCAAAGCGAGUAACAUUCUAGUCAUUCUAGUCACAGGACCCAGUCACACGGUUGCGGUUGUGCUGACCAUGAAUAAGGGAAAUCUAGUCCAAAGAGCGUAGCAGUCAGUCAUCAGUAGGGAAUAUUUGCGUAGGGAAGCAUUAGGAUAUUAGGAUUGGACUUAGCCAUACAAUAGGGUUGAAGGUACUACACGCUACACGCCGAUAGGAACAAAAAGCAAGGGGAAAAGACGCAGUUGGUUGUAUUCGUUCGCCUCGUUGAAUUUCCGUGUCCUUCUGUACAUAAUUAUUGGCAUUGUAGCCAGUGCACAUUUUGCUGGUAACCUCCCCAAUACUAUACCAAAUAGCGAAAAGAGGGGAUAAAAUCUUGAGUGGCAAAAUUAGUGUUCAUGGGUGAAGUAAUUGUGAGUUAUGGUGAGUGAACGCGAGAAUGUGAUGAAUUUGGGCGUAAAUGAGAUUGAAUGAGAAGUGUGCGGGAACCGUUUUGUUUUAGGUGUACUAAAUUUAUUUUCUAUUGUGAUAUCCAUCUGCUAUUGUUUACUAGUCAUUUAAAUACUUUAUUUAUAACAAUUCGAUCUUCUUUAAAUAUUUUUAAAUUAUUUAUGGGAGCCAUUUGUUCGUAGGUCAGUUCCAAUCUCCCAAUAUUUAAGGAAGCUUACAUAUGUCGUGAAGUGUGCAUACGUAGUUUUAUAUUUGUAUUUGAAAACAUUUUUUGUUUUUUAGAAUUCUACAAGAUUUACCAUUAUUUAGAAUUGUUCAUUUAUUUUUCUUUACUUAAGUUAAGAUGAUCUUAUCUAAAGAAGAAACGGUAACCAGCGUGAAUGUGAGUCGAUCAAAAUUUAUGACUAAAAACGAACGAUAAAUUCGGUAGAAUUCAGACGUUGAUCGCAGAAGAUCUAGUCGAUAGAAACCCCAAAAAAAGAGAAAACGAACCCAAAACAAAGAAACAAAGAAAAACAAACUCUUUUUCCGUUAAUGUAUUGUCUUCUGUUUCAAAAUUUAAAAAAACGGGACACGAUCGGCUCGAUCGCCCUGUGCGCAAGCACCUUGGCGUCCAGCACGAUCGUCCCAAACGGAGCACAAAUGUAAACUAUGAAUUUUGGAAUUUAAGCUAUAGAUGAUGAUAAUAAUACCGACCGAAAGGACGGCACGGGAAAUUUAAGGCAAAUAAGCAUAAUAAGCAACACACAUUCGGGUACCUUUGGAAGGUUAGGCAAAAUUAUGUAGGGUAAAUAAGAAGAGUGGUGGAUGAACCCGGUUAGGGGGAUAGAAUCGCGCGAUGUUCACCCGUUUCUCAUCACCGGAUGACGGUGUGAGCCUGCGGUUCCCUUCCCAUGGGUGUUUUUAGUCAGAUAAGGACCUCUCUAACUAUUUCUACUUUGGCAAACUGGUUUUAGGCGCAAAAUUACCACAUGAAAUUCGUCACCGAAUCAUUGGCAAAACGGGAAACAUUUUGGAAAAACUGUGUGAGCGUGUGUGCAAGUGUGUUUGUAUCAUUGAAUGUGCUUCGUAUGUGGAAAAGAAAUGGGUUUUAUUGUAUUAAGGAAUGAUACAACAGUAUUGUGGUUACCUUAGUUAGGGUGUUUGUUAAUUUUAUGUUUAUCUCCUUAUUUCCUGAUCCAGAACAGAACAGAGCAGGGACGAGCUAGAACACGGAACAUGAAGUAAACAUCAAGAUUAGGUGGAACUUGAGCGUUUCUUUGCCCUAAUCUCUAAUUGUUAAGGCCAAUUGAACAUUCCACCAAAGGCGAAUAGUUGAUCUCGUAAGCGCACACUGAGUAGAAUUAUUUGAAUGGCGUUAUGUGAUGUGUUUAUUUAUUUCUUAGUUGUUUGUUUUUUUCCGUUGUGUAGCCGAGUAUGCUUAAGCCACAUUAGUUGCGCCCGUCAUGCCUGUUGUACAAGAUGUAGCAUAAAUGGGGCAUAAUCUAAAAUCCAUCUAAAAUCUUUUAUAUAUAUAAAAACUUUCAUUAUAAGCUACUUAAUUCAAAACAUUGUACAUUGUGUCGAACCUCUGCAGCACACUGUCAUUUCUGUCCUUAGUGCUGGAAGGAGAUAAAAAAAUCAAUGUCUAUUUAAUGGAAGUAAUUUUCUCGUGUAAAGAAAACAGCAUCGUCUUGCUUGCGGGAGAAUGAAUUAGUAAGAGAACGUUCAGAACAAACCCAUUUUCGAUAACAAUGAAACGUAUUUAUAAAGAAAAAAAAGAUCAGGUUGGGGAUCGAUUGACGGGAAGCGGAAUACAUGUAGGUACUUCCGUUUUGAAAUUAAUGCACAGGAAUCACUUUUCCGUUUCCGGUUCUGGGCUGGUCAGCUGAGCGAUGGUGGAAAUGCAGGGGUUUUAUUUUACAUGAGCUGUACAGAAGCUAGAACUGAAUUCCAUCAGGUUGUGCCCGAUCGGAACCGAUAGGCCAUCGCAAGUGCAAUAGUGUGCAGACGAAAAUGCAUCAAUCCUGUGUACAGGAAGAUAGAAGAAUAACAAUAUACCUAGGUGUGUCAACAUGUGUCAGCUCUUAGUAGUCUCGCUAGCCGUUACUCUGCAGUUCACGUAAAUUUGAAGUAACAAACACAGCCACAGAGGUGUGAUGCAUACAUAUUCCAUACACAUUCCUUAUUGCAUAUAGGUUAGGAAAUGGUUCCAUCUCGCUCUCGGAAUCCCAUCUCGGAUCAAUAGUGUGUGCGCUAUUGGAAAAAGGAUGUAGAAGAAAAAACUCAACAUAGGAUGGGUCUGGGUGAGGGUGAGUUUGCUUUUACACGAAGAAUCAUCGACAGGUGAAUGAAACAUUUAAAUUCUAGUUUGCUGUAUGCAAGCAAAACAUUACAGAGAACGAAAAAAUACAUAAAGCUACGAACUGAUGUAACAUGGUGCAUGGUUGUAUUUACUUUUUUGUUUACUACUAAGUAAGUUAAUAUAGUCUUUCAAAAUGUC
Anopheles moucheti is the source of this 4478-nucleotide messenger RNA. RefSeq names its product SPRY domain-containing SOCS box protein 3 (gene SP555). The record is from RefSeq and is a predicted model, not a curated record. Bases 93 to 1232 code for a protein of 379 amino acids. Gene Ontology annotation, biological process: proteasome-mediated ubiquitin-dependent protein catabolic process; intracellular signal transduction. Gene Ontology annotation, molecular function: protein binding. Gene Ontology annotation, cellular component: SCF ubiquitin ligase complex. Lineage: Eukaryota; Metazoa; Arthropoda; Insecta; Diptera; Culicidae. The transcript has 3 exons.